UGGAAGAAGCUCAAGCUUGCGGCGGCGGGAACAUCUCGCAGACAUGACAAGGGUUACAUUCUGAGGCGUUAUAAAAUUGGUCCCAAGCUGGGUGAAGGAGGAUUUGGCUUGGUGACCGCAGGGACUCGCCGCAAGGAUAGACUUGAGGUUGCUGUGAAAUAUUCACUGAAGUCACCAAACAUGCCAUUUAUCAGAGUGCCCGGUCAUCCCAAACGCCUGACCAGGGAGAUUGGCCUGACACUUAUGGCCAAUAAGAGCCCCAGCUCCCCUCAAAUCAUUAAACUGCUGGACUGGCAGGAAUACACUGGCCACUACAUCAUGGUCAUGGAGCGGCCCUUGCCUUGCAUGGACUUGCUUAGUUUCAUGGAGCUCCACGGAGGAACCCUCAACGAGGGCACGGCACAACAUGUUAUGUGGCAGGUUGUUUGUGCCGCUAACGUGUGCUGUGAUAACGGUGUCUUCCAUCGGGACAUCAAACCGGAAAACCUCCUGGUGAAUCAAGACACCAUGGAGGUGAAACUAAUUGACUUUGGUUGUGGUGCUCUCAUGAAAGAAACAGCCUUCAAAGUUUUCUGCGGCACAAAAGAGUACUUUCCUCCAGAGUUCAAGCUCACUGGCAAAUACCAUGCCAAGCCGAUGACAGUGUGGUCCCUCGGGAUCCUGCUGUUUGAAAUGGUGUGCGGGGAUUUUCCCACAGCCAAGGACCUGUACAUGACCGCUGCCAACAUCUGGACAAAUCCAGGCCUGUCACAAGAAUGCUGCAGAUUGAUUUGUGAUUGUCUUCAGUCUGAGCCAAAGAAGAGACUCACUCUGGAGAUGAUGCAUCUCCAUGACUGGUUUAAGGUCAUGGAUUAAGACUUGGAGAGAACAUCAGAAAACAACAUCUGUCCCAGCCACCCUUGAUUUCUGUUCUCAGUCUACUUUCCAUCUGCCGGCUGACAUUAGUGGCCUCUCCAUCCCUCCACUCAGGCCUUAGCGUCUUGUUGUGCCACCAAGUCCUUGAUUUAAAGCAGUAUAUCUGGCAGUAUUGCUUGC
Molecule: messenger RNA, 1035 nt
Organism: Carassius carassius (crucian carp)
Lineage: Eukaryota; Metazoa; Chordata; Actinopteri; Cypriniformes; Cyprinidae
Product: serine/threonine-protein kinase pim-2-like
Exons: 7
Coding region: 181-855 (224 amino acids)
Biological process (GO): negative regulation of apoptotic process; regulation of mitotic cell cycle; protein autophosphorylation
Cellular component (GO): cytoplasm
Molecular function (GO): protein serine/threonine kinase activity; ATP binding
Source: RefSeq, a predicted model, not a curated record